This is a messenger RNA of Bursaphelenchus xylophilus (pine wood nematode), 309 nucleotides long. The record is from the annotation of a GenBank genome assembly. Lineage: Eukaryota; Metazoa; Nematoda; Chromadorea; Rhabditida; Aphelenchoididae.
AUGUCUGACGGAUGUGGAGCACGUGAAAUCAUCUGGUUGAUCUUAUCCUUUAUUUUGCCGGUAAGUUUUCAAUUUAUUUAACAUAAUACUGUUAUACUAUUACAGCCACUCGCUGUUUUCAUCCGGAAUGAUGAGUUGAACGUCCAUGUGUUUAUCAGCAUUCUCCUUCUUUUCAUUUUCUGGUAAGUAAAGACUAUUUAUUGUUACUGAUUGCCAUUGUAAAGGUUGCCAGCAGUGCUCCACUCCCUAUGGUGCUGCUUCUACCGCACCUCCAGUUACACUUCCCCAGUGGAUCAAGAGCAACAAUAG